Molecule: messenger RNA, 312 nt
Organism: Clunio marinus
Lineage: Eukaryota; Metazoa; Arthropoda; Insecta; Diptera; Chironomidae
Source: the annotation of a GenBank genome assembly
GGUCAACCAUUCUCACCGACAUCAUCAACAAACGCUAACACUGCAUCAUCAGCUGCCGACUCAAACUCAUCAAGCUCUUCGACUGGUCCAAAAACAUUUGUAGCUUGCAAAGUUUGCGGUGAUAAAGCAUCCGGAUAUCAUUACGGGGUAACCUCAUGUGAAGGAUGUAAGGGAUUUUUCCGACGGAGCAUUCAAAAACAAAUCGAAUAUCGUUGCUUGCGCGAUGGCAAAUGCUUGGUAAUCAGACUGAACCGCAAUCGAUGCCAAUAUUGUAGAUUUAAAAAAUGUUUAGCUGUUGGAAUGAGUAGAGAC